CACAUCGGACUCGCCACGAUGCCGACCACGGCCCCGACACAUGCGCCUCCGCCACAGAUACCCGGCUUCCUCAUACCCAACCAAGAGGCGCAACCGCUCAAACAAGUCGUCGCCGAUCUUCUCGAACGCGACAACCUGCGCUUUCCCGGCGCGCAGCCCGUAUCCUUUGCCCGCGAACAUGUCGCCGAGCUCCAACGCAAUGAAUACUUCAUGUGCGAGAAGACGGAUGGCUUGCGCUGCCUGCUCUUCCUCCACUGGCACGAAGGGCCGACGGGGGCCUUUGAGCCUCUGACCUUCUUGAUCGAUCGCAAGAACAACUACUACAACGUGCAGCCGCCGUUUCGGAUCCCCCACUACAUGCACCCGAAUGAGCCCGAGCCCUUUUUGUACGGUACCAUCCUGGACGGAGAGCUAGUGCACGACCAGUACCCCAACGAGCCCGCGCCGCGCUUGAAUUUCUACGUCUUUGAUUGUUUGGCGGUCAACGAGCAGAAUGUAACGGGGCGGACACUGGACAAGCGGUUGGGACGGUUGCAUGAUUGGGUCAUCAAGCCGUAUGAAAUGUACCUGACGAGGACAUUUGGAAAGAACAUCAGACCAGAUGACCUGAAGCCAUUCGCGCUCAAGGGAAAAAAGACAUAUGCGGCGUACAAGCUCGAGGACAUGUUCAGCAACAUUCUGCCUAACCUCAGGCACGGAAACGAUGGCCUCAUCUUUACAUGCGUGUCGACGCCAUAUCAGUUCGGCACAGAUCGACACAUCCUGAAAUGGAAACCACCACACGAAAACACGAUCGACUUCAAGCUUCGCCUAGGUGAGUUUCCGCUCAUGGACCCCGAAGACGACGAAGAAGGCCUCAUCCCCGACUACGACGCCAUGCCCUGUCCCAUCGAACUGCUCGUCCAGCACAACUCAAACAACUACCAAGUAUUCUCCACGCUUGCGCUCACACAGGCCGAAUGGGAGACGCUCAAAUCACUCAACCAGCGCCUCGACGGUCGCAUAAUAGAGUGCUACCGCACAGAGAGCGGACAGUGGAAAUACAAGGCCGAGGCAGACGGCACGCCGCGCUGGCGCGACGACAAAAAGGAUGCCAAUCACAUCAGCACUGUUAACAGCGUGCUGGAGAGCAUUGAAGCGCCCGUCACGGAAAUGGACCUUCUGGGCAACGCGGAGAACAUCAAGCGCGAGACGUAUCGGAUGCAGGGCAAGCUCGAUCAGUACCGGCCGCCACAGGAUGCCGGCGAGCGCGAAGCCAAGAAGCGCAAGUUUAGCGAUUCGGGCAUGAAUGGGCAUUGA
Molecule: messenger RNA, 1299 nt
Organism: Exserohilum turcica Et28A
Lineage: Eukaryota; Fungi; Ascomycota; Dothideomycetes; Pleosporales; Pleosporaceae
Exons: 1
Coding region: 19-1299 (426 amino acids)
Biological process (GO): 7-methylguanosine mRNA capping
Cellular component (GO): mRNA capping enzyme complex
Molecular function (GO): mRNA guanylyltransferase activity; ATP binding
Source: RefSeq, a predicted model, not a curated record